This is a messenger RNA of Bolinopsis microptera, 680 nucleotides long. Its product is annotated as mediator of RNA polymerase II transcription subunit 10-like. Lineage: Eukaryota; Metazoa; Ctenophora; Tentaculata; Lobata; Bolinopsidae. The coding region runs from base 2 to 403 and encodes 133 amino acids. Gene Ontology annotation, biological process: positive regulation of transcription by RNA polymerase II. Gene Ontology annotation, cellular component: mediator complex. The transcript has a single exon. Gene Ontology annotation, molecular function: transcription coregulator activity. The record is from RefSeq and is a predicted model, not a curated record.
CAUGGAUACAAGUGGACAGUUCAAAGAGCUCAUCGACACUCUAGAAGACCUAACGGAAACUGUGAAACAUGUCGGAAUCAUAGCGUGUGACUUUGAAGAACAAAGUCAGGACGUCCUCAACACCAAGAUCAACGACAUGGUCAAGGGUCUAAAGAAACUAAACGAUCUAAAGGAUAACUUCGAGCAAGUUCAGGUUCCUUACGAGGUACUGAGUUACAUUGACCAAGGAAGGAAUCCUCAGUUGUACACCAAGGAUUGUCUGGAGAAGGCAAAGCAGAAGAAUGAGGAAGUGAAGGAGAAGAUUAACUCUUUGCAGAUUUUUAAAGAUAGUUUGGCGAAGGAGCUGAAGACGAAUGCGCCGUCUACCAUGGAACAGUACGAGCAGUCUCAAAACUCCAGAUGAAAAUUGUAGCGUGUUUGAUCUUUAAUAAUCAUUGUUUUGAGCUUUUACGGUAGACUUGUUUAAAGUCUGGAAGACUUGUUUAAAGUCUGAAAGUUGCUGUGAUUGAAGCAUUAGUUGUUGGACUAUGGUUGUUCAGUUUCAAUCGGACAAAUAUCUGAACAUUUCAAAAACCACAUGAGGUUGAAUAAUUAUUGCAUUAUAAAUAGCAGUAAAGAAAAUGUAGCGUUGUAAAAUAUCAAGCACUGUGAAAUGAAUAUUCUUUAUUUUUCAUCCAAAA